GGUGCGGCGGCAGGUAUGUGGCGUCAAGCCGUGCAGCAGGUGCCUGACCCUUUCUAAAUCUUUCCGGGCCAGUAGCGCGGGUGUCCACGGACUAACGCACCGAAGGGCCUUUCAAAGUAGGAGGUGAGAGAGAGAAAUGGAGCAUCCAGUGUGUUCAUAGAUACGCCAGCUCGUCUUUCACACAACGGGAAUGAUUCGUUCACUCAUACCGCGGCUGGGAUCGGCAGUUUGAAAAACUCGGCUUCAUGUUUGACAUGUAGAACACAAGAGUGGGCACAUAAUCUCUGGAUAUUAAAGAAAUACAGGUCCGGUUUCGAGCAUGGGGGCCUUUCUGUUAGCUACCAUCCUGCUGCUGGUCGGCUCCUCGAUGGGCCAAGACUGUGCUGACGACAACGGCGGCUGUGCUGGCUGGGCGGCAGAUGGAGAAUGUGACCUCAACCCCGGGUACAUGCUGACCAACUGUAGACUGAGCUGUGGGGAAUGUACCACAGACUGUGCUGACGACAACGCCGACUGUCCUGGCUGGGCGGCAGAUGGAGAAUGUGACAACAACCCCGGGUACAUGCUGACCAACUGUAGACUGAGCUGUGGGGAAUGUACCACAGGUCUGGACGCAGUGAUCCUGGGAGCGCCAACCACUGCAGCACCGAUCCCAACGUCUUACCCGGGAGUGCCCUGCGUAGACGAAGAUCAAAACUGCGCAGGGUGGGCAGCGGAGGGACAGUGCCAAACCAACCGGUACAGAAUGUACAGAACGUGCCGUGCUACGUGCGGGAUCUGCGACGGCUCCGUCGUUUGUGAAGACAUGUCGCCCUUCUGCCCGCUUUGGGCAAGCUACGGACGGUGUGGGUCGGGUUCGGAUGGAGAUUGGAUGCUGAACACUUGUCCAUUAAGCUGCGGGCUUUGUGAGUUUGACUGCUGGAGCUCUCCGUGCCAAAACGGAGGAACCUGUAAUGAACUGUACGGGCCAGACGGCUACAGCUGCUCUUGUGGGUAUUAUCCAGAACUUUACACUGGGAGGAACUGCGAAACAAAUAUCGACGACUGCCAGAACACACCUUUCGGGUCCAACACGCCUUGCUAUAACGGCGGGACGUGUGUGGACGGGCUGGACAGCUACAGCUGCCUGUGUCCACCGGGAACAUACGGGAGACUUUGCGACAGUGACUGUGUGGUGGGUGACGGGUCCAACUAUCGGGGAGACAUCAGGAUCGCCUCCGACGGCUGGUGGUGCGGGUACUGGUUCCAAGAAGGUAGCGAAGAAGGCUACAGCCCUGAGACCUUCCCCGAUGCCGGGCUGGACAGGAACUACUGCAGAAACCCGGACGGUUCCGCCGAGGGACCGUUCUGCAUCACUAAACUUCCUGGAGCAAAAACCGCAUGUGAAGUGGCGACUUGCGAUUGCUACGUGGACGGUACCACCUCAUACCGGGGCCAGGUGAACGUCACAGGGACAGGUCAGCAAUGCCUGGACUGGGCAGACGAAAUGGUCCAGCGUUCCUUGGGCUAUAUGGGCCUAUCGGAAGCUCAGAUUGCCGCUGCCGGGCUGGAUGGGAACUAUUGCCGAGACCCGACGGGGAGCGGCACGCUGGAGUGCUUCGUAGCCCCCGGCGGUGGAUUGUUUGGGAUAGUGCUUCAGGAAGCCUGCAGAAUCGACGAAUGUUCCACCCAGUACUACGUUCCCACCCCGGUGACCUGCUACAGCUGCGCGGCUGACGAGGACUGUGACCAGGACCAGGACGAUCUCGUGACCGGUGGCGGUCAGUCUCGCGAGACUCUGUGCGAGAACGGUGCAUGCUGGAUCAGCUGGAAGACCUCCACGGACGGGAAGUAUGGUGGCCACAUCCGUUCUUGCCAACAUGAGGACCUCGUGUGCACUCAGGAGUACAUGCAAGAAACCUGCACCGAGGACGGCAACACAAAGGAGUGUCUGAAGUGCUGUCAGGCGGACCGGUGUAACGGCGAACUGCUGCAGGGAAGUAUCAGCGCAGGCGCAAGGGCGUCCAUACCAAAUAUGGUCAUGUUGCUCGCGUUUCUCGCAGCAAUGUUCUGCUCAAGAUCAUGAAUCGUUUGCGACAACUUUUGUGGUGUUUUGGUUCCUUUUAGUAUUGUUUUCACAGAGAAGAGCCAGUAUUUAUGGUCGCUUGCUUCGACGUAUAAGCUACUAGCGUGGGGUCCUUAUCAUGAUUGUGUGUGGGAGGGCAACUUGUGAACGUGUUUACAUACACAACCGUUUUGUCAUUUCUUUCACAUUGUGAUGUAUUGAAAUGAAAUAAAUGAUAUUAUGAUUGUCAUAAUGGUUUCCUACGUGCAAAAUUAUAUUUCUAAUAUAAGCUAUUUCAAAGAGGAAUGAUUCUGUACAUAUGUUUGAGAGUUUAUUGCAUUGUCUACAACUCCUGUCUGUGAUGCAGUCAGUAUAAAUCUUUCAAUACAAUGUCUGAAUUAUAAACUGUUGGGUGUU
Molecule: messenger RNA, 2461 nt
Organism: Branchiostoma floridae (Florida lancelet)
Lineage: Eukaryota; Metazoa; Chordata; Leptocardii; Amphioxiformes; Branchiostomatidae
Product: neurogenic locus notch homolog protein 1-like
Exons: 13
Coding region: 320-2065 (581 amino acids)
Molecular function (GO): signaling receptor binding; calcium ion binding; endopeptidase activity
Source: RefSeq, a predicted model, not a curated record